This is a messenger RNA of Alternaria incomplexa, 1671 nucleotides long. RefSeq lists its product as uncharacterized. Lineage: Eukaryota; Fungi; Ascomycota; Dothideomycetes; Pleosporales; Pleosporaceae. Bases 1 to 1671 code for a protein of 556 amino acids. The transcript has a single exon. The record is from RefSeq and is a predicted model, not a curated record. Gene Ontology annotation, molecular function: hydrolase activity, acting on carbon-nitrogen (but not peptide) bonds.
AUGGCUUCAUCAACCUCCCAACCGCAAGCAGACACCCUAAUCCGCGCCGGCACAAUCGAAACACUCCAACCCGGCAUGCCACCACAGCGCUCUAUAGCCCUCCUCUCUGGCCGCAUCAUCGCACUCUCCGAGGACCCAGCCGGCCUAGACGACUUCAUCGGCAGGGAGACCCAAAUCAUCGACGUACCAGACUCCACAGUCCUCCCCGCAUUCACAGAUACGCAUACCCAUCUCAUUCUCGCUGGUCUGACCUAUUUCGACGUCCCAGUCAAUGACGUAAAGAGCCUAGAUGAGCUGUUUGCAAGAUUGAAGAAGCGGGCGAGCGAGACGAAAGAGGGGGAGUGGAUUUGUACGGCGACGGAUUGGUUGGAGUAUAAUAUCAAGGAGCAGAGACUGCCGACGUUGAAGGAACUCGAUGCAGUGUCUACCAAACAUCCCAUCAUGGUUAUGCGCGGUGGACAUAACGUCGUCGUCAACUCAGUCGUUGCGAACCUGCUGAACGUAACAUCCGACACGCCAUCACCACCCGGCGGCCUCAUCGGAAAAGAAGCAGACGGAAGUCUAUCCGGUCUCUUCCAAGACUCAGCCACCGUCCCCAUCCUCAAACUAAAACCCUCCACAACCCUCCCAGAACGAAUCGCAGGACUAGAAGCCGCAUCCGCAGCCUACGCCGCAACAGGCACAUCCAGCGUCCGCGACUGCUACGUCCCGCUCCCGGACCUAGACGCCCUCAUCGCCACGCACUCCGCCGGAAAACUUGCCGUGCGCGUCCACGCCCUGAUACCCGCCGUAGGCAUGACCACCGCCUCCCAAGUCGAAUCCCUCCUCUCCGCCAUGGAAUCAUACCGGCAUAUGCAAACAGACCCCUACCUCUCCGUCUGGGGCGUCAAGUUGAUGGUCGACGGCGGCAUGGAAGCAGGCGCUGUAUCUGAACCUUUCCUGGAGAUACCCCCCGGCCGCGAAAAAGACGCAAAUUGCAAUUGCUGCGGGUUGCCUAGUUACCACGGUAUGCUCACGUGGGAGAAACCCGCCCUCAUCGAGGCCAUGACCGCAGUCGUACGUCGAGGCUGGAAAAUAGGAACACAUGCGUAUGGCGACCGGGCAGUGAAAUUGGUGUUGGAUGUGUACGAGGAACUCAUGCAUCGCUUUCCUUACUUACAGCCUGGAACACUGGUUAUGGAACAUGGGGGUUUGGUGUCGCCGAGUGAGCAGAAACGUGCUGUGGGGUUGGGUAUUGCGACAACGAUUCAACAUCCGCUUCUCCAUAAUGCGGCGGGGAUACAGGAGGUAUACUGGGGCCGCGAUCGCGUAUCUCGCACUUUCCCCGCGCGGACGUGGCUGGAUGCUGGGGCGCUGAUAGCUGGCGGGAGUGACUAUCCUGUUGGUAGUUUUGCGGCUAUGCGGUCGGUCUGGGGGAUGGCGAGCCGUGAGACUGUGAAUGGGGUGACGGGGGUUGAGCAUGCGAUUACCGUGGAGGAAGCGGUUGCGUUGCAUACUACUAAAGCUGCGGAAUUACUGAGGGAGGAGGGGGAGAGGGGACGGCUUUUACCGGGGUUUGUGGCGGAUUUGGCAGUUUGGGGGGUUAAUCCGCUUAAGGUGGAUGACUUGGAGGUGCUGAAAGACAUGAUGCCUAAUCAUAUCUCUGUGGGGAAGAAGUUUGUAGCACUUUAG